Capsicum annuum is the source of this 1784-nucleotide messenger RNA. RefSeq names its product leghemoglobin reductase. Gene Ontology annotation, cellular component: mitochondrion; oxoglutarate dehydrogenase complex. The record is from RefSeq and is marked provisional. Lineage: Eukaryota; Viridiplantae; Streptophyta; Magnoliopsida; Solanales; Solanaceae. Gene Ontology annotation, molecular function: flavin adenine dinucleotide binding; dihydrolipoyl dehydrogenase (NADH) activity.
AAAAAAGCUGUCUGUAAAAAAUUCAUCCCAGAAAGCAAAGAAAAAUGGCGAUAGGGAGUUUAGCUAGACGAAAAGCAUCAACAAUAUUAUCAUCAUCAAGAUAUGUGUCUAAAUAUUCGUCAUAUUAUUUUUCGAGAAGUUUUGCAUCGGGAUCGGAUGAGAAUGAUGUUGUUGUAAUUGGUGGUGGACCUGGUGGAUAUGUAGCGGCCAUUAAAGCUGCGCAACUUGGUUUGAAAACAACGUGUAUUGAAAAACGGGGUACUCUUGGUGGUACUUGUCUUAAUGUUGGUUGUAUUCCUUCUAAGGCACUUCUUCAUUCCUCCCACAUGUUCCAUGAAGCUCAACAUUCAUUUGCUCAACAUGGUGUGAAGUUCUCUUCUGUUGAGGUAGAUCUUCCUGCCAUGAUGUCCCAAAAAGAUAAGGCUGUGGCUGGCCUAACACGAGGUAUUGAGGGUCUGUUUAAGAAGAACAAAGUGAACUAUGUUAAGGGCUAUGGUAAAUUCCUUUCGCCUUCUGAAGUUUCCGUUGACACCAUAGACGGUGGUAAUACUGUUGUUAAGGGUAAGAAUAUUAUAAUUGCAACUGGUUCUGAUGUCAAAAGUCUUCCUGGGUUAACCAUUGAUGAGAAGAGAAUUGUAUCAUCUACUGGCGCUUUAGCUUUGACUGAAGUUCCCAAAAACCUGGUUGUUAUUGGUGCUGGCUACAUAGGCCUCGAAAUGGGAUCUGUCUGGGGCCGCCUUGGCUCACAGGUGACUGUUGUUGAAUUUGCGUCUGAUAUUGUUCCAACCAUGGAUGGUGAAGUUCGCAAGCAAUUCCAACGCUCUCUUGAGAAGCAAAAGAUGAAGUUCAUGCUUAAAACUAAGGUGGUAUCAGUUGACACUGCUGGGGAUGUUCUGAAGUUGACCCUUGAACCUGCAGCUGGUGGUGAACAAACUACACUAGAGGCUGAUGUUGUUCUUGUUUCUGCUGGUAGGGUUCCAUUCACUUCAGGUCUUGGAUUGGACAAGAUAGGUGUUGAAACCGAUAAGGCUGGUAGAAUCUUGGUCAAUGAGCGUUUUGCCAGUAAUGUCACGGGGGUAUAUGCAAUUGGUGAUGUCAUUCCUGGGCCAAUGUUGGCUCACAAGGCAGAGGAGGAUGGUGUUGCUUGUGUGGAAUUCAUUGCAGGCAAAGAGGGUCAUGUGGACUACGAUUUGGUUCCUGGUGUUUGUUACACUCACCCAGAGGUUGCUUCCGUUGGGAAAACUGAAGAACAGGUUAAGGCCCUUGGACUUGAUUAUCGCGUUGGCAAAUUUCCUUUCCUUGCAAACAGUAGGGCCAAGGCAAUUGACGAUGCUGAAGGAAUUGUAAAGGUACUUGCUGAGAAAGAGACUGAUAAAAUCUUGGGCGUUCAUAUCAUGGCACCCAACGCAGGUGAGCUUAUUCACGAAGCAGUCCUGGCCUUGCAUUAUGGAGCAUCAAGUGAGGACAUUGCUCGUACAUGCCACGCACAUCCAACAAUGAGCGAAGCUCUGAAAGAAGCAGCCAUGGCCACUUAUGACAAGCCCAUCCACAUAUAGAAAGUGUCAUAUCAUUGUUUUCGUUUUUCCUUCGAGGAUCUUUGAUUACUUGGAGGAGAGUUUGUAAUUGCUAUAUCAUCCCUCAAGUAUAUCUCGAACAGAAGUUUACACUCCUCCCUCCUCUCUUAAUUUGGUAAUCAAAACUACCUCAAAGUUAAUGUUUUCUCUUCUGCAUAUUCAUUUCUGUAAUAACGACACGAGCUGCAUGUCGAGUUUAAUUGUCAUUAA